Urocitellus parryii (Arctic ground squirrel) is the source of this 4568-nucleotide messenger RNA. It is a transcript of the gene Ski, whose product is annotated as SKI proto-oncogene. Gene Ontology annotation, molecular function: DNA-binding transcription factor activity, RNA polymerase II-specific; RNA polymerase II cis-regulatory region sequence-specific DNA binding; SMAD binding. Gene Ontology annotation, biological process: negative regulation of transforming growth factor beta receptor signaling pathway; negative regulation of BMP signaling pathway; negative regulation of transcription by RNA polymerase II. The record is from RefSeq and is a predicted model, not a curated record. Lineage: Eukaryota; Metazoa; Chordata; Mammalia; Rodentia; Sciuridae. Gene Ontology annotation, cellular component: transcription regulator complex; nucleus; cytoplasm.
GGCGGCGGGGGCCGCGGGGGCCCGGGCGCGCGGGAGCGGGAGCGGCCCGUGGAACCCGAGCGCGCCAUGGAGGCGGCGGCAGGCGGCCGCGGCGGCUUCCAGCCGCACCCGGGGCUGCAGAAGACGUUGGAGCAGUUCCACCUGAGCUCCAUGAGCUCGCUUGGCGGUCCGGCCGCCUUCUCGGCGCGCUGGGCUCAGGAGGCCUACAAGAAGGAGAGCGCCAAGGAGGCGGGUGCGGCCUCUGUGCCUGCGCCGGUGCCCACAGCCGCUGAGCCGCCGCCCGUGCUGCACCUGCCCGCCAUCCAGCCGCCGCCGCCCGUGUUGCCCGGGCCCUUUUUCAUGCCGUCCGACCGCUCUACCGAGCGCUGCGAGACCGUGCUGGAGGGCGAAACCAUCUCCUGCUUCGUGGUGGGUGGCGAGAAGCGCCUGUGCCUGCCGCAGAUCCUCAACUCGGUGUUGCGCGACUUCUCGCUGCAGCAGAUCAACUCGGUGUGCGACGAGCUGCACAUCUACUGCUCGCGCUGCACAGCCGACCAGCUGGAGAUCCUCAAAGUCAUGGGCAUCCUGCCCUUCUCCGCGCCCUCGUGCGGGCUCAUCACCAAGACGGACGCCGAGCGCCUGUGCAACGCGCUGCUCUACGGCGGCGCCUAUCCGCCGCCCUGCAAGAAGGAGCUGGCGGCCAGCCUGGCGCUGGGCCUGGAGCUCAGCGAGCGCAGCGUCCGCGUGUACCACGAGUGCUUCGGCAAGUGCAAGGGGCUGCUGGUGCCCGAGCUCUACAGCAGCCCCAGCGCGGCCUGCAUCCAGUGCCUCGACUGCCGCCUCAUGUACCCUCCGCACAAGUUCGUGGUGCACUCGCACAAGGCCCUGGAGAACCGGACCUGCCACUGGGGCUUCGACUCCGCCAACUGGCGGGCCUACAUCCUGCUGAGCCAGGACUACACGGGCAAGGAGGAGCAGGCGCGCCUGGGCCGCUGCCUGGACGACGUAAAGGAGAAGUUCGACUACGGCAACAAGUACAAGCGGCGGGUGCCCCGGGUGUCCUCUGAGCCCCCGGCCUCCAUGAGACCCAAAACGGAUGCUGCCUGCUCUCAGCCCCCCGCGUCCCCUGAGAAGGACAAGCAGUCCAGCUGGCUGCGGACCUUGGCUGCCUCCUCCAAUAAGGGCCUGGGCUGCGUUCACCCUCGCCAGCGCCUCUCUGCUUUCCGACCCUGGUCCCCUGCAGUGUCCACAAGUGAAAAAGAGCUCUCCCCCCACCUCCCGGCCCUGAUCCGAGACAGCUUCUACUCCUACAAGAGCUUCGAGACGGCUGUGGCCCCCAAUGUGGCCCUCGCGCCACCAGCCCAGCAGAAGGUGGUGAGCAGCCCGCCGUGCACCGCUGCCGUCUCCCGGGCCCCCGAGCCUCUCACCUCGUGCAUUCAGCCGCGCAAGCGGAAGUUGACCACAGACACCCCAGGAGCUCCAGAGACAGUGGCACCCGUCGCUGCCCCCGAAGAGGACAAGGACUCGGAGGCCGAGGUCGAGGUUGAGAGCAGAGAGGAGUUCACCUCCUCCUUGUCCUCGCUGUCCUCGCCGUCCUUUACCUCGUCCAGCUCUGCCAAGGACCUGAGUUCCCCAGGAGUGCACGCCCCGCCCGCGGCUGCCCCGGAUGCUGUGGCCCCCGUGGACACCCCGAGCGGGCUGGAGGCGGAGCUGGAGCACCUCCGGCAGGCCCUGGAGGGCGGCCUGGACACCCGGGAAGCCAAGGAGAAGUUCCUGCACGAGGUGGUCAAGAUGCGCGUGAAGCAGGAGGAGAAGCUGAGCGCGGCUCUGCAGGCCAAGCGCAGCCUGCACCAGGAGCUGGAGUUCCUGCGUGUGGCCAAGAAGGAGAAGCUGCGGGAGGCCACCGAGGCCAAGCGCAGCCUGAGGAAGGAGAUCGAGCGCCUCCGCGCAGAGAACGAGAAGAAGAUGAAGGAGGCCAACGAGUCGCGGGUGCGCCUCAAGCGGGAACUGGAGCAGGCGCGGCAGGUCCGGGUGUGUGACAAGGGCUGCGAGGCCGGCCGCCUGCGGGCCAAGUACUCCGCGCAGAUUGAGGACUUGCAGGUGAAGCUCCAGCACGCGGAGGCGGACCGCGAGCAGCUGCGGGCAGACCUGCUGCGGGAGCGCGAGGCCCGGGAGCACCUGGAGAAGGUGGUGAAGGAGCUGCAGGAGCAGCUGUGGCCGCGGCCCCGCCCGGAGAACACGGGAGGCGAGGGCAGUGCCGAGCCGGAGCCCUAGCUGAGCGCCGCCCGCCCGUGUCGGGUGCGGACACAACUCGGGGCAGCGGGCCGCAGGUGGGGUGCAGCCCCCAGCACAACGUCUCUUCUGUGCCUACUACCAAGUGAGUGUUGGCGCCACGCACUGUCGGGAUCCACUGCAGAAUCCCCACUGGCCCAGUGCCGGGGAGCAGCCGCGGCGCAGCCUCUGUGGCCGGAGGUUCUAACGUGGACACUUUUGUUAUAAGCUAUUUAAAAUCCACAAGGAGACUUGAUACUCAGAAAGCCAACACGUUUUUUAAAAGACUGACUGCGGAGCCCCGGCCGUCGCCAUGUGGGGCCCACGUGGCGGGCGGUGUGUGCCCGCCCAGAAGCCAUCACCGCGCGUCUGCGCCCGCGGCCGUGAGGACAGCAAGGGUUUUUCUUCAGAGUCUAUUUUUUCAGCAACAAGGACCCAGGUCUUCCUGCUGCUGCCAGGAGGAGCAGGGAGAGCGCCGCGAGCCGGACGAGCCCAGCACUGCCCGCCUUACGCCGCCCCUGGCCACCCCACCCCCCCGCCAUGCCGCUGCCCCAGGCCCCAGGAAGCAGAGCCGCGUGGGCGCGGGACCCGCCAGCCCUGGGCUCCUCUGCCCCCAGCUCCACCACCCAGCGCCCCCCUGCGAGGUGCGGGCCCCGGGCAGGCGUGGCGUGGCCAGGCAGGAGCACCUGGGCCGCGGGAGCCUCUCCAGUCGGCCUUGGGGCCCCGUUUGGGGACUGAGGCUGCAGCAUCGGAACAAAACACAGCAUUAUUUACUUUUUUAUUUGUUCAUUUAAAUGUAUACUUAGAACUGCACUUUGUCAGAACCUGCCCUGUCUUUCUACUCCCGUUAACUAAGGUUUUUACCGAUUUCUAGAGCAGUUCAAACCCUAAGUGCUGAGUGCUGGGAACCCCUCUGGUGCUUGGUUGAACAAGGGAAUCACAAGAAACGAAUCGCAGAAACUGAACUUGGGGGUCGCUCUGUGCCUUCCAGCGUCUUGUACAGCCAGCCCGACUCGUCUUCUCACCCCCACAACAUCGUCUCAGCAGCGACUGAACCUGCCACUGUCAGAAUAGGUUACUUGCAUUUAUUCCAAAUAAUCUCGUUUGCCCUCAACUGUUAUGCAAUUGUAUAAGGUUUCUAUGCCCAAGCUUGAAGGAUGAUUUCCCAGUAGACAGAGGCGGCCACCCUCCGAAGUUGUGGUCUUCGUUACGUGGGCGAUGGCACAGGAGUCCGCUCGAGUCCUGGCGCCCAGGCCCUGCACGCGGGGGAGGCAGGGACCCCCGCGUGCAGGGCCGAGGGCCUUGGAAUCGCCCAACACCGCCGGCAGCGACCAACAAAGACCAGAGACUGCUAAGCCCUGUCGCCCGGGUGACGAAAUUGCCUGUGGGGUCUUGCCCUUGGUUUACUGAGGGGGCCCGGUGGCUGCCGGGACCCCCUUGUGAAGUGCAAUGCAAAGGGACAUCAUGUAUAGGCAGCGUUUGUUUGGGGUUUUUCUUUGGCUUUUCUUUUCCUUUUGCAGUUACGAGACCUGUAUGCAUGGGGUGUCGCGCCCUGCCGUAGGUAGACCCGUCCAUGGGCAUUAUUACCGUGUCUUCUUGUAAAGGGUCCGUUUUGUUACGCAGCACGCAGAACGCUGUUUCCAACCAUGUUUUUCCAGAAUUGUGUUUUUUCAGUCAUUUCUUGAAGGGAAACUAAAGGAUUCAGUUGGAGCAAAGCUUUAAGUGUGUGGCGUGCUUGUGUGUGGCUCUUUCUCGCCAGGUCUGAGGAUUGCAGUGUGCUGGGCCCCGGAGGGACACGCUGUUCUCAGCCGCUUUGGGGCAGGGCCUCCUGGCCCUGCCUGGUCACCCUGGUACCCAGGCCCUCUUCCAGGAUGGGAUGUGCUGUGACGUGGUGGAACUCCCGCGUGCCAGCUGGCCGCGGGGAAGGUCCUGUGGUCUCGCGAGUCUGUCCCACCUGGGCCCAGGCCUGCCACCACUUCCUGCCAGAGCCAGUGGGCGGUAGGAUGGGGUGGGCAGGCUCCUUCACCAGCAGCUUGUGCCCGGGCCUUCCUGGGCAGCUCGGCUGCCUCUGCCUGGCUCCCCGGGUCCCUGCCCCGGGUGAGUGGGUGGGGCGCUGGGUGGUCCCUGCCGGUUCCCUCCAGGGGCAGCCCUGCUGCGGCCCCUCACCUGGCCCCCGACCCCCGUCAGUGAGGUACAGUGAGCUUGUCUUCAUGAAGAGGGAGAAGAGGUAUCUUGCGUUGGCUGUUGACUCUCCCUGUGUGUAGCCACCGUCGGGGACUGUGUGGCCUCGUGGUUUCUCUGCGGAAGGAGAUUGUUAA